Molecule: messenger RNA, 3972 nt
Organism: Paramuricea clavata
Lineage: Eukaryota; Metazoa; Cnidaria; Anthozoa; Malacalcyonacea; Plexauridae
Source: the annotation of a GenBank genome assembly
GUUAGAUAUACAGCAGCUCGAGCGGCCGUGGCUUUCUUAGUUGAUCAAGUCCAUGAACAGCAGCAGAAACAGUUUAUAGAUGUUGUACCUGGAAUAUUACAGGUAAGAGCUUCCAAUGCGAAUAAAUUGGAUGUAUUAAGUGUAAGUUAGAUGUAUGUAAUUUUAUGAAUGCGAGCCGUGCGGCAUGGUCCAUACAAUAAUAGGGUGGACCGUUGUUUUAAUAGAGGUUUUAUAUAAGAAGAGAAAGUAUAAAAUUGAGAUUUUGGUGAUUAGCGAGAUUUUCGGGCCCGAGAUGCAUGAUUUAUAGAAACAGAAGCAUCGGUCUUUUUGUUCUUUUACAAAAAUAAACAACACAUAUGUCAGGAGAUUAAGGAAAAGCGUGAAAUGAUAUUUUUUAUAAUAUGUAUCGUAUGUUUUAGUAUAGUAUAGUGUGGUAUGGAAUGGUAUUCUUGGGUUGGUUUGUUAUGGUAUAGUUUAAUUUAGUAUUUGAUGUGGUAUGGAUUGCAAUGGUGUGUUUGAUGCGGUAUAGCUGAAUGUUGUUCUGUAAAAUAUGAAUUGGAAUAAUGUAGUAUUAUGUUGGUGUGGUAUAAUGUAUAGUAUGGUUUUGGGUGAGGCCUAACAAAGAAUCUUGUUGUUCCGCUUUCAUAUCCCGAAAUAUUAGUGCAGGUAGGUCUGAAAAAAUUUUACUGAGAAAUGUUUUCUUUUUUUUGCUUGAUAUUGGUUAGCAAAUGGUCAUGGGUGUAAUGAUUUGGCAUUGCCAUAGCACAUAAGCAUUUCCAGAAGCAAUAAUCGUGAAAUCGGACGCCAUUUUUGGCGUCAACGAAAAAAUAGGGUCAGUAGGUAAGAAAACAACCGCAACCACAUAAAAAAAAACAUUAGGGUCGGUCGGGAAACCGGAACCACGGCAUGUUAUAUGUUUAGUAUUCACAAUCGUAUUCACACGGCAUGUUAUAUGUUUAGUAUUCACGGUCGGGAAACCGGAACCACGGCAUGUUAUAUGUUUAGUAUUGUUGCCUUUGUGGGUAUGGUGUACUGUGGAUACUAUGUAUCGAAUUCUGUAGAGUGUCAUGUUACUUUAUGUUAUUCUAUGGUACUUACAUUAUGUAUAACACCUCGUUAAAUUAUGGUCAUUUAGGGGCUGAUCACAUGGGGAGUUUUCAGCCCGGGCUGAGUUUAAUCCCGGUUUCACCUAUUAAAACACAGCAAACGAUUACAUGACAGAAAUUUCAGUCAGGUUGAAACUACCCAGGCUGAAAAUUUCGUCCCGGUUGACCGGGCUGAAAAUAAUCAUGUAAUCGACGGGAAAUUUCAACCCGGGUUGAAAAAACAGCGUUUAAGUGGCUUUAGUUCCGUCUGUUCUAUUUUUAAAUGCAACCACAGUCACGCAGAAGUCAAAAAAUAGACAUGAACAACGUUUUAAAUUCAUCGAAGAAGCGGAAUAGCUCCAUUUUGAGAUUUGAUCGUUUCAGCCCGGGCUGAGAUUUCACCCCACUGUUUGAACUGAAAUACUAACUCACCCCGGGCUGAAAUUUGCCAUGUAAUCAUGAAACAAUUCAGCUCGCUUAACCGAGUUGAAAUUCAGCCCCGGCUGAAAAUUCCCCAUGUAAUCAGCCCUAAGUUGGCUGAUUAUGAUCACGUGAUAUCGAAUAAAAAUUUCCAUUUUGCCCAGCGUGCAAUGGGACGCGUAAUAUUGCACGCUCAGCCGUGCAUUUUUGUACUAUACGAUUUGUUCCAUUGCACCACAGAGUAGAGACUUAUACAGAGACGUAACUGACCGUCGUAAACACUGCGGAAGAUUACGUUACCAUGUACCCACUUUUUUUCAGGCGACCGGGCGAAAAAAUGGUCAACUGCGCAUGCUCGGCAAGUUUAAAGUGAGUCGUCAUCAGGUCGUCAUCCAAUCAGAUGCAUGCAUCUAGUAACUUGCCGAGCAUGCGCACAAAAAAGUGGGUACACUAGUUUCGUCUCUGUAUGUCUCUACUCUGUGAUUGCACAGUGAGGUUUUAAUUAGAUUCAAUCAUUCAAAAUCCUAUUCGUAUCGUCAUCGCAGCCCAUUUAACAUCGCAGUCCAUUUAUGGUAUUGUAUGUUAUACUACUGUGUGAUAUGAUAUUAUACAGUAUAAAUAAUCUGUAUACAUGUAGGCGUUGAAAGAUAGUUUACAAGAGCAAGAUGACAACGUACUGAAAAGCAUGAUUGAUCUUUCUGAGAAAGCACCAAAGGUUUUAAGAAAUAAUUUGGAAAUUGUUUUAAAUAUCACUCUUCAGGUAUGGAGCAGGUUAUACCAGGACUAGAACACGUUUUACUUUUUUUUGUGUUUGUUCAUGUUGUGUGUUGAUAUUAUAGUGAUUUCAGAUUUGAUAUUUCUAGACGGUUUCAAAUACAGAAUAUGAAAAUACCGUCCGGCAGCUCGCUUUGGAAUGCAUUGUUACAUUGGCAGAAUCAGGUAAAUACUAUUUCAAGAGAAACUGUACUGGAGAUUAUGUAUAGGUGGAUUACGGUCCAUCACAUAAUUAACAAUAAUACCAUGCAAUGGCGAUGUAUCUCUUGUUAGUUGGUAGUUGUAUUUAUAACAUCAUUUUGACAUACGCUUGCAUGCGUAUACUAGGAGACACAUAAAGUUAGAAAUGUCAAGUAUAUUGUGGCCUACUUGUGCCAGUUGAGAGCAUCGUUUGUGGGCAAUGGCCAUAAGUAGAUAAUAAGUUUCAGUGUCAAACUGUCGGUGCCAGUGAAGGUACCGAUGACUACAAGCAGUAAUUUUUGUAGGAUAUGCAACUACUUGAAAAGACAAAAAGAGCUUCGACGUAAUAAAAUAUUGCUGCUUGUAUUAAUGUAUAUAUUUAAGUUCAACUAUUCUGAACGAGGACUGCAUCAAACCAAUAUAAUUUGCUAAAAUAGUACAAUAAUUUACGAUUUAGGGGUUACGAGUUAUUUUCUUUUGUAAUUACAUUCCACAGUAAUUACUGUAAUUACUUUUUCAUUUCGUAUAGCCCCAGCCAUGCUUCGAAAGUAUCAGAAGUUUUUCCCACUCAUUGGUAAGUUUGUUGGUGUUUGCUGCGUAUAUAUACUAAAACUGUCUGUACCAGUGUGGGUAGUACCAAUGUGAAAAUGCUGUGCUGAGUGGUUAUAUUACUACCUUACAAAACAAGCAGAAACUCGACGUUUCGAGCGAAGGCCCUUCGUCAAGAGUUAGCGUAGCCGUUAGAGUAGCCUUCGCUCGAAACGAAGGGCCUUCGCUCGAAACGUUUCUGCUUGUUUUUUAAGGUAGUAAUAUAACCACUCAGCACAGCGUUUGCGCAGCCUUUUUCUUUUGUUAGUAUAGGUAAUUUUGUAAGUUGUCUUCUAAGAUCCUAGCACUUUACUGAGUAGAACUACCCAGUAAUGUACAGCAGUGAGUAAAAUGCGAGAUGAGGUUUGUCGUGGUGACAUCACUAUAGCUUCCAUACCCCAUAGGGAACAAGAACAAUAAUCAUGUGUUUUAAAUGGAGGAUUGAAAUAUAUGUUUGUAUAGAAGUACUCUUUGAAAGCUAAAUAUGUUUGAUAAUCCAGUGAGCAUUGAGUGCAAGCGCUCUCCCUUUGAAGAGUAAAAUCGUCUGGCAUUAGACAGAGUAAAAUAAUAAAGUAGGGCGCAUUAGCCAUUAAGGCACAUUAGCCAUUAAAGCGCGAUGCAACUUCAUCAAUUACCUAAGCACAUGGGCAAAUAGUCUGAUUAACAUAUUGAGCCCCAACGCUCUCCCCUUGACGAGUAAAAUCGUCUGGCGUUAGAUAGAGUACAAUAAUAAAGUAAGGCGCAUGCAACUCAAUAAGUUAAAUUUGACUUGUCAAUGAGUUCUAUAAUUACAACCCUCUUACAGUAUCUAAAUAGUUUUGUUUCUAACUUGUCUAGUUCCUCAAAUGUUAGCGAUGAUGGUAGAUUUAGAAGAUGAAGCUGACUGGAGUGUAUCAGAUGAUCCUGAGGAUGAAGAUUGUGAUAG